AGUCGUGUAUGCAACCACCAAUACAAAAUUACAGUUUCCUGUAAUACCAUCAAAACGCAAAUGCAACUCCUUAUCAGUUUACAGUGUUAUCUUCCCGUAUUUGUUUGCAUUUCCACAAUUCAUGAGGCGUAACAGUGUUAGUUUAAUCGAAGCAAUGAUGGAGUGGCUCAAGCCAUCACUUGUUUGGAGCGGUGACCACAAAACCCUCCUCCUUUCGGAAAACAACAACACAGAACCCGUCCCUGAUGUCAGUUUGAGCCAAAUAAUUGAGAAAAGUUCACAAUUCCCUAUUGAGUUCCCUUUGGAAUCAGUACGUUGUUGUCAACUUCAAAAUCACACCGCCGUAAAAACCCUAGAAAAGAACAUAAAUUCGGCGUAUCCGGUGAUUCACGAACAUGCGCUGUAUUUAUGCGCAGUUUUCCUGCUGCAUCAAGGGAAGUACGGGGAAAAGAAGGAGUUUUACAAAGAGAUGUCGCUGUUGCAGUUUAUUGAUAGGUUGUUGAAUAAACGGGCGGUUGUGUUCAUGGGGCCUGUGGACCAUUAUUUACUUUUGAACAAAACAAGUGGUUCAGGCCGGUGGGAAACAAUUGGGACAAGUAGCGAAACGCCGCCUCUGGUUUUGGAAAACUGUCUCAGUUACGAUGAAAUAAAAUUAUCGGCGUUAUUGUCAGUCUCGUCGUUUAGUUACUUUAUCAAUAAUGGGGACCGCAAUAAUAUGGGCUAUUUUGAGGAAAAUCGGAGCAGAGUUGAAGAGAAUGGGGUGAUAAUUGGGGUGAUUGGCCCCAGACUUGAAAAAUCUAGGGUAAUGGAGUACCGCGAGGUUGUCAUUUGCAAGGAACAAAACACUAGUUGCUAUGGAUACGGCCCGUCAGAAGAGCCAACCUUGCAGCAGGAAUUUUUGAAAUUUUACGGCAGUGUGAAUGGGACUUAUGAUAAGGUUUUGGAACAAAUCGGGUCACACCCUGAGCAAUAUUUGGAAUUAGGGAGAGGCAAAUAUUUCGAUCGGUUGAUGUAUGAGAAACGACUCGCUUUAUCGAUUGAUACUCUUCUAAUCGAAGCAAAUGAUCGAGCGAAACAGGAAAAUAAAAUGGCAUAUGUGCACGUUGUAGGCCUCGGUCUGGGCGUAUGGAAAAUAACCCACCAACAAAACAAAAUUUUUAUGGACACGUUCGCCCAACGGCUCGAGCUACUGGGCGAUGAGUUGAAACACAUCAGCGAUGUCCGUUUCGCCUACAUUCACGAAACUUCCGCGGGGAAGUACUCAAACGGUGACAAAAUCAAGGGAAUCACACUACACAUGAUCGAUAAAAAUCCCCAGGAGAAACUUGCAGGGGACGACGAAGGCAAACUGUUGGUAGUGUCGUAUCCCUGGGAUGGCAAUGCGUUGCCUGGCAACGAAUUCUGGAUGGGAAGUUUGAACGGGAGUGGCGACCCUGCUGCAGCUAGUUCCUCACAGGUGGCAGAACUGCACAACUGGCACAUCAACGCCAAAGCGAGCGCGCGAAAUUUGAGAAUUGCAACGUUUAAGGGGUUGUACACCUUCAAGGAGUACCAAGAGAUGCACAAAAAUGAUUGAUUAAUUGUCCAAAUAAAACACUAUCAGAAAAGCCAUUGUUUCCUUCCCCCACCAUAGAAUAUUUGAAGUCGUCGAAAAAAUUAUAUGUGUGACUCUGGAGAAAGAAAUGUACAGAGUGGUGCAAAUUAGUGUCUUCCUUGUUAUAAGGUAUAAAUGAAACAAAUUUUAGUCAUGCAAUAAAUAUAUUUAGUAAUUUGUAACAUAUAAUAGAGGAGCACCUUUAAAUAAAAAACAAAUGGACGUAAUUUAAAAACUAAACUCCUUUUAAGUACAUGUGCGUAAAAAUAAUACAAAAACAAAAUGUAACAGUCGAUUAAUUAAAAUUUGCUCGGAUUUUUGGGCCUUGGUGUCCUGGGCAAGGGAGCAAUGCCACUGGGAAUGGCAAAGUUUUCCUGCUUUAUGCGAAUCCCCUCUGGAUUUGUAACCUGUAGACCAAUCGUUCCACC
Molecule: messenger RNA, 2022 nt
Organism: Tribolium castaneum (red flour beetle)
Lineage: Eukaryota; Metazoa; Arthropoda; Insecta; Coleoptera; Tenebrionidae
Exons: 3
Coding region: 122-1576 (484 amino acids)
Source: RefSeq, a predicted model, not a curated record